Messenger RNA from Petromyzon marinus (sea lamprey), 1665 nucleotides. It is a transcript of the gene GINS1, whose product is annotated as GINS complex subunit 1. Gene Ontology annotation, cellular component: GINS complex. The record is from RefSeq and is a predicted model, not a curated record. Gene Ontology annotation, biological process: DNA strand elongation involved in mitotic DNA replication; DNA replication. Lineage: Eukaryota; Metazoa; Chordata; Hyperoartia; Petromyzontiformes; Petromyzontidae.
CCACAAGUCCCACCCAUUGCCAUUUGGUCCCGCCCCCGCAAUGGCCGCUCGUUUUUGGCGCCAAAUUCUCGCUCUAAUGGCACUGACGAGAAGCAGAGACGCGACGGGAUGCAGAGUUCACCUCAGAGGCGAUUCUUGCGUUUAGUUUCCUACUCGCCACGAGUAUUUGUGUUUUUCUCUUAAAUUAGAUGUUAAGUAGUUUUAAAAACUCGUAUUGCCGUUUGUUAUAAUCGAGUGACGGGGGUGAGGUUUGUUAUUGCAACUGAGGAGUAGCUUUGUGAUUUAGUUUUAGGUGAUUUAACGAGCAUUAUUGGUGCGUGUUUUGUUUUCUUAGAUAUCGUUCGUAUUUGUAAAAAAUCACUGAGCAGGAAUGUUUUGCGAGAAGGCGAUAGAGCUUAUACGGGAGCUGCACCGCGCCACGGAUGCACAGAUCCCGCCGUUCAACGAGGAUGGAGUCCGCCAGGUGCUGGAGGAGAUGAAGGUUCUGUACGAGCAGAACCAGACAGAUGUAAAUGAGGUUAAAUCUGACGGGAAGAAUGAACUCAUCCCCACCAUCAAGUUCCGCCACUGCUGCCUGCUGCGCAACAAGCGCUGCCUGCUCGCCUACGCGUAUGACCGUGUGCAGAGGAUCCGCACGAUGCGCUGGGAGUACGGCAGCAUUCUGCCCCCCAGCGUGAGGUUCCAUCUGUCCGUGGAGGAGUUCGAGUGGUUCAACCACUACAAGAAGUCGUUGGCGUCGUACAUGGGCUCUGUUGGCGGGGAGGAGGGACUGGAUCUCACGCAGGACACCAAGCCUCCUAAGAGCCUCUACAUCGAGGUGCGCUGCCUCAAGGAUUACGGCGAGCUGGAAAUUGACGACGGUAGCACCGUGCUACUGAAGAAGAACACACAGCACUUCCUUCCACGAGGGCGGUGUGAGCAGCUCAUCCGGCAAGGCAUUUUGGAGCACAUCUUGUCCUGAGACUGCUGUCACUACCACCACCACCCACUCUCGGACUGACCUGGAAUUCAGAAUGCAGCGUCAGGGGUCCCAACAGGGCCCUACGACUGCCUGCCACGUCGCGUAAACUUGGGGCUUACUAAAAUCAAACGGUGACCAACGGCAGAUCUGCAAACGCAUUGACAAUUGUACCCUGCUUCUCAAUGAGAGGAAAGGUACACACUCCGUAGCAGCAGGCCUAAGAGUCCUCCAGGCUGCUCUGCUCUGUUGCAGGAUUAGUUUAGCUGGCUAUGUGGAUCCAGAAGUCGAUUUAUUUGCUCUGGUGUGUGAGCACGUGUGCCGGCUAAAGUGCAAAAACAGCCUUUUUUGUCGACCCACUACUAGAUGAGAGCAAUUAAUCUCUACACUGCAGGCCAUGAUGCUCAUUUGACGAUACCACACUGACCAUAACACUGUUAUAUGGUGGUCUUUCCAUACAAGCACUAUCCAGGCUUGAGCCUGCUUAGCUUGAGAUCUGACUGAUACCUGACAGGAUUGCACCAUGGUCAUGCCAGUUAGUACUGAGAUUGCCCUUUUAAAAAAACAGCCAAGAAUAGCAAAACAGUGGCUUUAUUGAGUGACCCGAAGGUCAAAGAACACAUCAAGACGUUAGCAAUAUAUACACCUCAUUGUUUGAAACAAAGUUAUAAUUAAAUGAUAAAAUAAAAUCUGUAAUUCCAACCUUC